AAAAAGGUUGGUUGAACACGUCGGAGAGGAGAGGGGGUAAAAGAAAGGGGGUAAAAUUAUGAUGGUGAUUCUGCGCUCAGGGAGGAUUUUAAAGACCGGCAGUUCUUCUUCGUCUUCAUCAUCUGUCGCCUCGAUAAGCCCUAAACAAGUUUCCCAUUUCAAGUUACCAAAGAAACCCGGGUGGAGGACGGUUAAAAGACGAGCUGAUGAUCCAUCUAUGCCAUAUGUAACUGAAGCCUUGAAGUCCUAUAACCAAAAUUCCGGUAAAAGAUAUAAAUUAGUGGAUCCAGGUAGUCUUACAACUGUUAUUCUGGCGAACUACUACCUUUACCAUAUUGACUUUGAGGCUAAGAACACUGAUGCUCCUCAUGCUUCAACGGAGAUGUUUUUUUGCCGAGCUCACAUCUCCUAGCGCUUGGAAGGUUUUGUCCGUCAGGCUCUGUGUAUCCUUGGGGCCAGUAAACUCUAUUUCAGGGGACAUAGAUAAAUUGAAUGGUUGUUAUUAUUGCCGUAGAUUAAACAAUGUUCAUCAUCCUAAAGCUGGAGGGUUUGUACGUGGAGGCGAUACGUUUUACAAAACAGUUGAAGACAUCUGUGGCAUCAAGUUGAAUGCCGAAGAAAAGCACUUACCCAUGCUUAAAGAAGUUUCUCAGAAUUUUGAAUGCAAUAAGGAGAGUGUAAUAGGGGAACAAGUUGAUGAUGCAACACCUUAUUCAACUGAAGCCAUAACGUUCUUCAACCGAAAACCACAUAGAAGCUACGAACUGAUGGAGCCGGGUUUCUUUACACGGGUGGUCCUGCCGACAUGCUCACUUAUUCAUGUCAACUUCACGGCCAAGGAGACUGAUGUUGAUGUUGCUCGCGAGUUGUUUUUUGCCGAACUGACAAGUACCGGCGAGGUUCUAUCUUGUAACUUUUGUGUACGCUUGCAUCCAAGAGACUCAGCCUUAGGAGAUGAAAUAGGAGAUAAAACGAAUGGCUGCUAUUAUUGUCGCAAGUAUAACAAUGUUCUGCAUCCUAAACAUGGAGGAUUCGUACGUGGCGGUGAUUCAUUAUACAAGACUUUUCCCUAGAAAUGGGCUUCCUUUGCUGAGAAGAGACACAAUUGAUCAACUCUUUCACAGCUUGCUAAGUUUCAGCACCUAGAUUCCAUGAGAUACUAUGGAUAGAACUCUUUUGACAUCCAACUGUUUCUUUGAGUCUGAACUAGGAUUUUUUUAUCUACAGAACCGUAUUUGAUGGUGCAUGAGUGUGGACAAUGAAUUGCAUAUGAUGCUUAUUCUCCGGUUAAGUUUAUAAAAUUUCGAACUGGUCAAUAUUUGCUGGUA
Daucus carota subsp. sativus is the source of this 1328-nucleotide messenger RNA. RefSeq lists its product as uncharacterized. Bases 360 to 1073 code for a protein of 237 amino acids. The transcript has 7 exons. The record is from RefSeq and is a predicted model, not a curated record. Lineage: Eukaryota; Viridiplantae; Streptophyta; Magnoliopsida; Apiales; Apiaceae.